AUGAGCGCGUACAUGAGCCGACUGUUCCCCAAAUCCAACUCGAGCUUCUUCCUGCGCAGCGGGAGCGCAUUGGAGGCUAAAGUCGUGCGCCUCAGGGAGGAAAUGUACCUCCUGGACGCCGGCAUCGGCCGGCCGAGGAUCGCCACGCAAAACGAGCUCAUCCGCCCGCCCAAAUCCCACGGCCCGGCCACCUUCUCGAGCAUGGUCGGAUAUCUCAACCCGUCCAACGCGGAAAUGCCGGUGAAGAACGUCAUCCUGCAGCGCUGCUUCGUCGACCUGGUUACCGGCGACCCGCGAACCAAGCAGCUGGCAGCUGCCCGGUUCGACGACAUCGUGGGUCAGAACGACGCCGUGGGAGGAGGCGACGAGCAGCCGCUCCUCCUUCCGCGGAGGUUCAGGAAGCACCGGGCGUGGAUGGAGCUGAAGCGGCUGUGGAAGGCCAACGCGAAGGUCAAGGGUUUCGUGGCGGAGAAAGUGAGGGGAGGGUACACGGUGGGGAUCGCGGGCUACCUUGCUUUUCUCCCCGGUUGGCAAGUUCAGCACAGGAAGUUGCUAAAAGAUAGGUUCAUCGUCGAGAGCAUUACUCCCAAGAGUAUUGUGGUUGCAAAAGGCGGAUGA
Messenger RNA from Striga hermonthica, 618 nucleotides. The record is from the annotation of a GenBank genome assembly. NCBI's taxonomy places the organism in Eukaryota, Viridiplantae, Streptophyta, Magnoliopsida, Lamiales, Orobanchaceae.